AUGUCAAAAAUUGUGUCCGAACGAUUUAUUGUUUAUUCUGCCAACCUGAUUUUUGAAUAUACUUUAGCUUUGUCAAUAUAUGUACGUUUAUUCAUCUAAAAUUUUCAUGCUGAAAAUGUUAAAUCUCUAAAAAAGUAAAAGGAAGUUUAUAUAAGACUAUCAUAGGAUCAUAUAUUAAUUUUUACUUUAAUACAACUAAUCGUUAUGGAUUCUUUGAAUGAAGAUUGCUUAGUUCAAAUUCUACAAUAUUUAUCAUUGAAAGAUCAAAUAGCAGUUUUACUCUCUAAUAAAAGUUUAAUUGAUAUUAUUGGGAGUAUGUGGAAAACAAAAUAUAAAAGACAGUUACUUUUAAAGUUGAAACCUGAAAUGCCACUCGAAUCCCAUGCGCUAAACGAAUUUCUAUGCGUUGUACAUCAACAUAUAGAAAAUCUACAACUCGAACUUGAUUCCAAAAAUCUGAUAAAUUUGCUAAACGGAUUUAAGUUUAACAAAACAAACAACCUCUACAUAACUGUGACUUCUUCAGAGAUGUUGGAAGACGAAUUUGUAACUUCCUUACAUGAUAUUUUCCCAAACCUAAAGCAUCUGCGACCAAAUGGAAAAUUUACAGGUGCAGGCUUUGUAAUGUGGAAACAUUUGGAACAACUAACACUUAGUUCAUGUUAUACAUUUCAAUUUCACUACUUAGAGCGGAUACUGCAAGAACUACCAUUACGUACGUUAAUUUUGAAAAGUUUUAAUAUGCAGCUACCGCGUCUAGCAGAGGAUGCCCUGCAAUAUUGUACUCUAAGCGUUUUGGUGCUUAAUUCUUAUGAGUUGUCUUAUUUCACGCCACAAUUAAAGAAUUUGCACUGUUUGAAGGAGCUUAACAUCACUGAUUUAUACUCGACAGCAAAUUUGGAUUCACUCCACAAUGAGCUUGUGGAGCUACACAACACUCGGCACAUUGAGGGAAUAUAUUCAUGUGAUAUUACAGCAAUAUUUCCAAAAAUGAUUAGCUUUCGAAUGCAUACUAAUCUGAGACGAUUAAUAUUGGCCGUCGAUCCUUCAGCAUUUUCCGAAAUGCUUACUUACAUUUCUAUAUUACCUACAUUGCGUGUGUUACACUUUUAUGCAUGCUAUGUACGUAGCGAGUUGGAAUUUCAAAAAUUGUUUUUGGUCUCCGUACAUUUGGAUGAAAUAAGUUUAGAAGAUUGCAUUAUCAGUUACGGUACUAAUCCAUGUGUAGAUGUCAACGAAGUUGUCGAGAACCGUAAAAAACCACUCGCCUUCAAUUUUUAUGCAAAUAAAUUAAAUUGUUAUAGUAAAAUGGCUCAGCUGCAAUUGAAAGGUCGUAGCAAUUUGUUUAGGCUGGAUUGUGAACAAAAAUUGAUGAAACGUUGUGGCUACUUGGUUUAUGAAUUUGGCUAAGUCAAUAUAACAUACAUCAUAGGAAAAUAAGUUUUUAUAUAAAAAAUAAAAUGAAUUAAGGCUAGAAUACUUAUUAUAUUUUCCUUUGUUAUUAAACGGUAAAU
Messenger RNA from Bactrocera oleae (olive fruit fly), 1514 nucleotides. RefSeq lists its product as uncharacterized. NCBI's taxonomy places the organism in Eukaryota, Metazoa, Arthropoda, Insecta, Diptera, Tephritidae. The record is from RefSeq and is a predicted model, not a curated record.